AUGCGGAGCGACACUGGGGCCACAGUCCAAAGCGUGGCAGCGCUUCAGGGCACUGCGGAGGAUGGCAGCGUGUCCGCGUGGGGUCAUCCGGAUUUUGGGGGAGUCACGCCGCGAAUGUACAACACCGAUGCGGCGGACCCUCCCUUCUUGAACGACGUAACCUCCAUCCAGUCGAAUAGCAGCGCUUUUGCCGCCCUUCGACGAGAUGGUUCUGUCCGGCCCUGGGGUGAUGCUGACAGAGUCGGAGGCCGAGCCAUCGACGAAGACUUGACCAGAGUCGUGAAGAUUCAGAGUAAUCGCUGGGCGUUCGUCGCAAUCAAGCAGAACGGCUCCGUGGAGGCUUGGGGUCAUCUGGACUGGGGCGGUCUUGUUAUCACCGAUGACGGAAGGCCGCUGCUGGGAGUGGCGAAUGUUCAGGCCACCGUUCGAGCUUUCGCCGCGAUCUUGCACGAUGGUUCUGUCCAAGCCUGGGGAGAUGAUGAGGGAGGCGGCGACCUCCCGGUCGUCGUCUCUGACUGCAGGGAGAUUCAGGUCCUCUCUGCUGCGCGGCGUUCGGUUGUGUUCGAAGGCGGGUUCUCCGAGGCAGUCAGGCCCGACCUUUGGAGCUUCGACUGGCUAGACUUUGCCUGGACCUUGGAGUGCCGUGAAAGUCGAGAAGAUGAGCUGCUGCCGGGACCUGCGGUUGCCUUGCCGGGACCUGCGGUCGGUCUCGUUUCCUUCGUCUUGCUGCUGGGACCUCAGAGUGCUUGCUGUGGCUGUGUUGGGAGUUCGUUUGCUUGUAGGGUGCUUGCUGUGGCUGUGUUGGUAGCUCGUUUGCUUGUAGGUCCCCUUGGUGCGGCGGCUUUUGCUUCCGGUCAAAGCCGUCGGGACAGCGGCCGAGGGGUGAGGCUCGACCUUUGGAGCUUCGACUGGCUAGACUUUGCCUGGACCUUGGAGUGCCGUGAAAGUGCGAGCUGUGACCUUCGGACGAGCGCCAGGGGCUCGAGAGUUCGUUCAGCUUGCCGUCGAGUGAAGCUCUGCCUUAAAAAUGUGGUUGCUGUAGACGGUGCCCUCUCGAGCAGAUCCCAGCGCCAUUUUGGCGCAGCGCCAGCUAGCUUUCCAGCCAUGGUGAACAAGAGGACGAAGGAGAACGCCAAGAGGGCCAAUCUCCAGUGGGAGGUGAAGCACGGGAUGAAGCGGAUGAGCAACCGGCCUCUGACCGAGCAGGAGAUCGAGGAGAAGAAGCAGGAGAUCGCAAGAAUCGACCGCCUCGAGACCCGGACGAGCACCCGCAUCAACAACCAUACGACCGAGGUUGCCCGCCUGUCCGGUCGGUUCGAGGAGACCGAGGCCCGCCUGUCGGGUCGGUUCGAGCAGCUCGCGAAUCUCAUCGCGCCGCCGGUCAAAAGGCAGAGGCUGGAGCGCGAGAGGGAGAGGGCCGAGAGGCGCGAGAUGGAGCGUCAGGAACAGGAGGCCGAGCGCGCAGCCAAGCAGGCCGAAGUACAGCGCCUGCAGGAGAUUGCUGCGGAGGCGCAGGCCAAAGCUGAUCUUGCCAAGAAGCAGCUGAAGAUGGCGGGAAACCCCAAACCCAAACAAAAGGCCAAGGCGGCUCCAAAGGCCAAGCGGGCAGCCAGAGGCCGCGAUGGGCCAUUGCCGAGCGGCAAGCCACCCGUGCCGGAGCCUGCGGUGGAGGCAAAAGAGUCGGUGGAGCCUGCCCCCGUCCCAGAGAAGGAGGCUGCUGUCCCAGAGGCUCUCCCAGAGGCGGCUGCCCCUCCCCCAGAGGAGUCGAAGGACGUCCCACUGGCGGUCCCAGAGCCUCCUGCGGAGGUCCAGGUCGUGACUCCCGUGAAAAAGACCAAGGACCUCGGCAAGACACCAUCCAAGCCAGAGAAGCAGAAAAAGGAGAAAAAAGAGAAGAAGCAGGCGAAGGACCCCGAGUCCGACAAGGUGCCGGCCGGGAUCUCGUCCGAGGAGUUUCGCGUGUGCCUCCAAAAUCACCACAAGGUGGCUGUCAGCAAGCCGAGUGAGGACCUGCAGAGGUUCACCGUCGGUGGCUUCGGCUUCCGCCUCCUGGAGAGCUACCCAGGAGGCCGCCAUUUGGAGAUGACGCCCGAGCUCGGUGACAUGGUCUCUGCCCUCAAGAUGGUGUGUGAGAAGCCCUCCGAGUUCGAGGACAUUUCCGUGCAUAGCCGAUACGGCACCUUCGACGCGGGGAUCCGGGUGGACUUUGGAAUCGUCAUGGCGGGCGACAGAAUGCUCGAAGGAGUCACCGGCUUCACCGUCCGCACCAUCGACAGAAUUCGCUCUCGAAAAUUCGACCCACCGGUCUUCGUCUGCGACAUCCAGGCCUAUGAGGUCAAGACGGACUCCCUCACGCAGAGGAAGGUGUGUCGUAUCAAGGACGACCCUCUGGAGCUGGAGAAGGCUUGCAAGCAGAUCAAAGAGGGCGCCCUGGAGUUGGUGGCCUUGAAGAAGUCUUGUCCCAACGAUCCCCGUGGCAUCGACCUCGGCGAUUCCUUCACUCUGGGCUUCGAGGGGCUCGAGCUGCCAGGCAACAAAUUCGUCGACUUCGGCUCCCUCAACUUGCUGGAGGGGUACCUGCCCGCCCGGUAUUGCACAGGAUGGGAGGUCAAGCUUCCCAUUGCGGUGAGCGCCCUGCACUGCACAGCUAGGGGCGUGUCGCUCGAUCACCUCCGCCAGUUGAACAGGUCCCGCAUCGAGUUCUUCGCGCUGCCCUCGGCUCGGUGCUCUUCCUGCCUGUCCCGCAUCGAGUUCUUCGCGCCUGGGUCCGGUUUUGGUGAGCCAUGGAGUUCGCCUUGGGUGAAUUCUGAAUGCUUCCGCGAGGUCUUCGCGCUGCACAGGGAGUUCGUGGAGUUUCCCCAGCCGCUGCGCAGCCAGCAGCUUGGUCGCUGGCAUGAUGCGACCACCUACUUUCUUUGGGGCCGUUUCAUCACACGGUGCUUGCUGAGCGGAAUCGUGCCCGCCUCACAGCGCACCAGUGUACGUCUGCAGCUUCAACGUGCCGGCCGCCUCCUGGUCACCUUUGAAUUCUUCGUCCAAGUCCGGGACGUCAUGCGGUUGAGCGUCUCGCUGGACAGGGCAAUCGACGUGGAAACCUUUUACCUGGGCCCGAUGCGCUGUUUUGGUGAAACCCAGAGCUAUAUGUCUUUCGUCUAUCGCUUGCAUGCGCUCCCCCAAUCUGAGGGGCAGUUCGCCGCUGACUGUGUGGAGUGGCAUUUUUUCAGCGACGACGAG
This is a messenger RNA of Symbiodinium necroappetens, 3234 nucleotides long. Lineage: Eukaryota; Dinophyceae; Suessiales; Symbiodiniaceae. The record is from the annotation of a GenBank genome assembly.